AGCUUCCCAUACCCAGAAGAAAAGGUUUCAACCACGCCAGCCGAAGAAUCGGCUUUUAAAGGAUCCUGGGCCAAGGAAACGACCACACAACCGACAACCACAACCGCUCAAAAAUGGUCCAACGAAUACGCGAAGAAGUACUACCAGGAGUACUACAAGGAGUGGCUGAACAACCAGACAAAGUUGCACGAGAAAAUGGAGGAGAAGACGGUGGCGGUGGAUACGAGCCUAAAACAGCGCCCAAAGCUGAUGCCGACCGGUGAAUCUGCUCCUCCACCGACCCCGGUGCCCAAGGAUACUAUGCCGCCGGGCAUGAUGCCGCCCGGUGGUCUCCCACCUGGAAUGCCACAAGGACAAGGACAAGGGAAUAUGUUUGGAAUCCUCGAUCCCCGUAUGGGCCAACGCGGUGAUCUCACCUUCCAGCAAUUAAACCAAAUCUGCACCUCCAUCCGAACGGCGUCCAGAGCCUUCGGCAUCGAGGACAUCAAGGGCUUCGCCAAGAUGAACUGCGGCUUCAUCUCGGCAUUCUACAAGGACGCGACCUGCGAGCAAAUCCAGCAUGUGAUGCAGUACUGCGAAAGUUACUUCAAAGACCCCGAACACCGCGGU
This is a messenger RNA of Mesorhabditis spiculigera, 609 nucleotides long. The record is from the annotation of a GenBank genome assembly. Lineage: Eukaryota; Metazoa; Nematoda; Chromadorea; Rhabditida; Rhabditidae.